AUGAUUAGCUCAUGGUCGAGAAAAUCUCUGUACGAACUAUUGUGCCGGAAAAAAACGUUCUUAAACGUAGAAGAACCAGGAAAAGAAAAGUUAGAACGAGUGUUAAACGUUUUCGACUUAACCACCUUGGGCAUCGGUGCCACGUUGGGAUGUGGCGUGUACGUGUUGGCUGGAACUGUGGCCAAAUCGGUUGCGGGCCCAGCGGUGGUGCUGUCUUUUAUCGUGGCUGCAAUCGUGUCUUCAUUUUCAGGAGUUUGCUACGCUGAAUUUGCCGGGCGUGUACCUAAAGCUGGAUCUGCAUAUAUUUAUAGUUAUGUAGCUGUAGGAGAAUUAGUUGCAUUUAUAAUUGGCUGGACCCUGUAUAUUGAGCACUCAAUUGGCACCGCUUCUGUUUCCAAAGCUAUGACUAAUUAUUUAGAUUCUUUACUUGGAAAUCCUCAAAAAAAUUAUAUGAAAAAAUACUUUCCAUUGAACCAGAAGUUUUUGGGUGAAUAUCCAGAUGUUGCGUCGUUUUUGUUCAUCAUGUCUAUAGCAAUGGUUGUAGCUUGGGGUGUUCGAAAAUCGUCAAUUAUCAAUAGCGUGUUCACUGCGUUUAACUUGAUGACAAUAUUCACUGUCGUCAUAAGUGGAUGUUUUUUCGGUAAACUGUCUAAUUGGUCAAUUCCAAAAAGCGAUAUUCCUAUUGGAGUUGACGGAGGUGAUGGCGGAUUUUUACCAUUCGGCUGGACCGGAUUAAUCGCAGGAGCUGCUAGAUGUUUUUACGGAUUUAUCGGAUUUGAUUCUAUAGCCACAACCGGCGAAGAGACCAAAAAUCCAAAAAAAACCAUCCCGUUAGCAAUUAUUUUGUCGUUGUUCUUCGUCACAUUGGCAUAUUCUAGCGUCGCGACAGUAUUGACGUUAAUGUGGCCAUACUUUGACCAAGACUCGAAUGCACCGUUGCCGGUCAUAUACGACAACUUGGGAAUGCCAAUUAUCAAAUACAUCGUUACCAUCGGCGCAGUGUUUGCUCUUUUCACCACUCUUUUAGGAUGUUUGUUCCCUAUACCACGAAUUUUGUACGCCAUGUCCAGCGAUGGUCUACUGUUUGAGUUCUUGUCGUCGGUCAACGAACGCACCAAAACACCUUUUUUAGCCACAAUGAUUUCCGGAUUCGGCGCAGGCUUAUUGUCAUCCUUGUUCAACCUCGAACAACUAGUUGAAAUGACAUCCAUCGGCACAUUGAUGUCGUAUCUGAUGGUCAGCAUCUGCGUGCUGGUUCUCAGAUACAGGAACAACAACACAUUUGUCGAACAUUCGAAUGACUUCAAAGACCUUAUAGUUUACCGAUGGUUCAAUCUGUCGGACACGAAAAUACCGAAUCCCGACACGCAAUACAUGUCCAGAGUGCUGAUAUUAGUUUACACUAUUUUCGCAGUAGUGUUUUGCGUUUGCAUGACUAACGUCAAAUGUUUCGAAUCCGCCUUUCAGCUUCCCUUGACCAUCAUAGCCGGUUUUGCAGUCGCAGGCUUACUGAUUUCCAUGUUAAUGCUACACAGACUUCCACAAGCAAUCGAAACAUUAUCGUUCAAGGUACAUUGCGUUCCUUUAGUACCAUGUUUGAGUAUAAUCUUAAACUUGUAUCUGAUGAUGGAGCUUAAUGGCAGUACGUGGAUAAGAUUAGGCGUUGGACUUAUAGUCGGUUUAUUAAUAUACGUGUUUUACGGAGCAUGGCACAGUUUGGAAGGAAUAAAACAAAAUACAGCCAAAGACACAGAAUGCAAAAACCUGCCAAAAAUAUAUUCUUAAAAGUUAUGCAUUAUUUGGUAUAUUUAUUUAUAAUUAACUCUCAAUAACUUGAAGUAAUUUAAAAUUAAAACUAGAAUUGAUGACAUAACUGAUUAUUCAAUUUAUGACUGUAAUUUAUACGGAUAAAUAAGUGUUACAUUUAAGUACGAGUAUGUGUUACCUAAUUUAUCCAAA
Molecule: messenger RNA, 1959 nt
Organism: Sipha flava (yellow sugarcane aphid)
Lineage: Eukaryota; Metazoa; Arthropoda; Insecta; Hemiptera; Aphididae
Product: cationic amino acid transporter 2-like
Exons: 14
Coding region: 1-1785 (594 amino acids)
Biological process (GO): amino acid transport; transmembrane transport
Cellular component (GO): plasma membrane
Molecular function (GO): amino acid transmembrane transporter activity
Source: RefSeq, a predicted model, not a curated record